Messenger RNA from Porites lobata, 22916 nucleotides. The record is from the annotation of a GenBank genome assembly. Lineage: Eukaryota; Metazoa; Cnidaria; Anthozoa; Scleractinia; Poritidae.
AUGGCUAGGAUAACGAGGAAGAAGAGAGAAAGAAGUCAUCUUCCAAGAGAAGGAUGGUCAGAGUGGAAGAGGGCCCUUGUACCCAAAGAUAAUAAAAGAAACGCAAUCAUAAAGCGCGGGCGAAAUCACAAGGGCUUCAUACUAGAAAACUUUGUGAAGGGAAAAAAUUCACGUGAAAUGGACAAAAAUUGUGGCAUCUAUGAGUGGAGAGCUAUAGGAACUAAGCCUAAUCAGCCAAACCAUGUAGUUUAUGUUGGAAGUACGUGCCCCAAAGGAAGCCGUUAUGGCGCAAAAUUGGGAAGCAGAAUCCGCGAAUACUGCAGUAAUGGUAAUCAUAUAGCAGAGCCGAUGAAUAAGGCGUUGGGACGAGGUUAUGAAUUACAGGUGCGUUGUAAAAAGGCUAAGAAUCAGGAGGAUGCGAGAAAGCAGGAGGCGAAAUUGUUGAAGAAAUACGAUUAUGCGUGGAAUAAGAGAGGUAACGGCGGGCGUUCGAGAAGCGUACUGCCGAAGUGACUGUCGAGAUUCGUAAUCGCGGCUAAGCAGCAUCUAUGGACUUAGAAGGAACUUAAUUAGACGACUCUUGUAAGUACAAAUGACUAGCUAACUGCAUUUUGAUACUGCUCUUAAGGCAGUAUACACACCUGUAAGUUAGUUGCGGAUCUGAUAUCAAUUUGAUGACCGUUUAUGCGCAUUGCUUCAUUUCAGUAAUUGUCAGUAUUAUUAAUUUUCUUUGUAUUAUCAGUUGUAGCUGAGGUAUUAUCAAAGUUGCCUGAGUCUUAAUCUAUCUUUUAAAUGUAGGGAACUGAAUCUAUACAGUUUACGUAUAAUGGAGCCCCAGCAGACACCAGUAUACUUUGUAUGCCUUUUGACUCAAAAAUUUUCAGUUUCACUGGCGACAAUUGCCGCCAUUUUCGUGAAAAAUAAUCAACAUAAUUAUACAGAUUGAGAAGGCUGUUAAUUGGUCUUAAUUGCCUAAACCGAAAGCUGUUUCCAAGAUCAUAACAUCCUCACCUGCACGUAGUAUUUCUUUUAAACAAUCGCUCAAUGAUCCGCGGUGCUUCCAGGAUAUUUUGAACGGAUGUUUUUUCUAGGAGAUAUAUACCCUUCAAAAACGUACUUUAUAUCUAUCUAGUACAGUGGUAUUGUUAUCUAUUCUUGUUAACUGCCACUUACAGUCUUAAUCUACUCCUUCACUUAUCUUGUUCGAUUAUAUUAGUGCAAAAGGAGAUGAUGGAAGUUCUUUUGUAUCUGCUUAGUAUUUGCUAAUAUGCUUGCACUUUUGUGAGUAAAUACCUGUGUCACGUAGAAGCCAUUGUACACUAGAGGUCACUAGAAGACUAUAAAUAAAAGUUUUAUACCUGUGCUGAAUACUUCGAUUCUAUGCAAUCUCAAGCCUCAGACAGAAUGGUUUAUCUCAUUAACAAAAACUGUACAAGACUGGAAUAGUUGCAUAUUAACCCCAUUGCUCUUUUGAAGGACGCCUCAGAGAUUUUCGAACCAAUUUCACAAGACAGCACCAACAAGCCCACCAAAUUUAUUUAGUACUAUUUUGCCCUGGCAGAGUUGUUCUUUUCGGAGCAUCUGUGUCAGCUAUAUGCACUUUGAAUGAAGUUCUUUUCACUUUUGGUGUGCCUUUUAAUUCUAAUAGACUUUACUUAACUUUAAUUUUAAUUUAUUUGGAUUAAUGGCAUGAAUACAUAUUUAAUGUUAAAAUAUGUGGUUUAUUAUUAAUUUAGCAUACAUUUGAACGAACAACUGUGCUAAAAUUACCCACAUCAACAUGCCUCAGAAAGCAAUAAUUGGCUCAGUUACUAGCCGUUUGAAAACAAUGGCAGGUUAUUUCCACGAAAUACCGGAAGAACAUCAGUUGCCUUUCUCAGAAUUAACAGAAUCCUUUAACUCUCUUGAAGAAUACAUGUCAAGUGAUUAUUCUCAAGAUGAGCAGCUGUUUUAUUGUUUCGCUCUGUGUGAGCCCAGUUUUUUGAUACACGAGUGCUCAUAGAACUCUUCAGGCGGAGUUGACAAUUAGGGCCAAUCUAGCCUGCAAACAAGCUCUCCUAUUUGGGCGAGCAAAGCGAGUCUCGCGAGAACGCGCGACCUCGGCCCCUAGCUCGCGUGUUCUCGCGAGGCUCGCCCAAAUAGGAGAGCUUGCUCGCAGCCUAGGGCCAGUCUAGUGCUAGAAACCAUGGAAAAUAAUAUGAUCCGUUUACAGUUAACCAAUAAUACGAUUACGUAACCGGAGAUUGCAUUUUAGCCAGUCGCUCGUUAUUUCGUUAGUUAUGACGCAGCUUCGUGAAUCGCGAACCGCAUGUGCCAAACCAUCAAGGUUUAGUCGCUUGCCACACAUUAAAAGUUCAAGCGGUGCGUCGUAAAAGAGAGCGCAACCGUUCGUUUUCAUUUUUUUCGUACAGCAGAAAGAUCAUUUGGGUUGCUGUUGUAAUCGAAGCUACAGUACAAACGCGUUUUGGCUAUUAUCUGCAACCGUCCUUGAUUGACUUGAUUUCUCAGACACUUUGUCCCCAAUAGGCUCCUUCAAUCCUGUCACCCCCAACCCAACUUCGCUCAAUUCGCCGUAAAUUUUGAGGUGUCGCAUAAUUACUUUCAGACGUUUUCGUAGACGUCGCCGUCUUUGAAUAGGGAGCUUAAGCAACAACGACAGCGACGGCUACGAAAACGUCUCUUAAAAAGUGAAUUCGCGCUGCCCCAAAAUUUAUCGCGCCUAUCUAUCUUGUUUAAUUCGUCAAAUUCGGGAAAUUUUUUUGGAGUUGAAUUCUAAAGGACUGUAUCAAAGUUCAAGAAAAGAAAAAGAAAGUUGUUUGCUUGUGUUCCCGUGCUCGACAAAACAUAUCCAGUAAGUUGCGGCGUUUUAUAUAAAUUUCCUUCUGCAAAUCGCAUAUGUAAAUUAAUGUUCUGUUUCCACCAAUGACAUUGCAGUCAUAAGUCAUUAAAUCUCUGAGCCUAAAUACUGGCUGCUCCCGCUAUACGCGCGCAGACUAUUGUCUUUGGAGUAGGUCUUUGGCGAAAUAUUACAAGUUAUUUAAACGCUUCAUUCGAACGAAGCCAGUUUCUCACUAACCUCCCUCGCAGCCCUUUACUCACGCAGACGGUAUGUUUCAGCGGCCGUUUAGGGAACAUAAUGUUCUGGUACGGUUUCAAGGCCAGGAUCCGUGUUCACAAUGGAGGAGAGCAGUGGCACCUAUACAAAUAUAGUGGAUAUACUGAGAAUCGCGGAUCAAGCCAACCAGGUUACAUGUGGUCAAACAUCAGAAAUGUGUCAGACGAAGAGGACGGAUUCUGUGGAAUCUAUGAGUUUCGGGUUAGAGGAACCCUGCUCGGCCAGUUGCAGAGUCAACAGUAGUUUAUGUAGUCUGCUACACAGCCGUUUUUAGAGUCGUCACGCAACACUCCUCCCCACUCCUCCUCCUCCUCCUCCGCGUUGCGUGACGACACUAAAAACGGCUGUGUAGCAGACUAUAGUUUAUGUUGUUAACACUUGUCCGCGUGGCGCAGAUGGCGGAGUAUGCCGCAGAUUUAACUCAUCAACUACUGCAGACACGGAAACCAUAAAGCAUUUCAAAUAAAUGACGCAUUAAGCAGAGGAUAUGAACAGUGGGUCCGGUAUAAGCAAGCUGGGAGUGCAGAGGAAGCUCAAGCCUGGGAAAAUGUGCUGCUCGCCGCGUAUGAUUACGCUUGGAAUGCUAGAAAUAACGGCAAGGUUAAGGGCGUCCUGACACUGCCUGAUUGACUCUGAAGCGGUAAACGGAGACAUCCAAUUAUCCCGGCAGGGACUUAUAAUUCGCCAUUGAACAGAAAAGUUUUUAUUUUUGUGCAAACCAGUAGUACAGGAAAAUUUGUUUAGCUUAACUUGCGUAUAGACUGAGCACGAUAACAGUCACCUUUUAAUUUGAGUACUUUUAACUGCAGCCACUAAUCGUCAUUAGCGCUAGUAUUUUAAAAAUCGUGUCCGAUUACAGUCAAUCAAACAGAGAUGACAACACAAGUUCCAAUACUUGCUAAGAGGACUAUUAAAAUGUUUAGAUAUAUACAGUAUAUGUAAGUGAUCGCAUGAUGGACUCCAACUUUUUAAAACUAUUUUUGUCAGUUUUCAAUCGACGAGAAAGUUUACUGAUCGUGUCUUAGGAUUCUACUCGUUUUUAUUUUAAGUUGAUGUCUUCUACUAAACUUUGCAGAUAUCGCAUUUACGAAAGUUUUUAGCUCAAAUCUACCGUUGAAUUGCAAUAGAAUUUUCUAAAAAAUACCGGAAGAACGUCAUUUGCCGUUCCUAUGCAGAAUUGAAAAUAUCUUUGUCACUCACUCCUCAAUGAUUCAUUGUUCGUGACAAUUGAUUACUUUGAAGAAAACCCCUUUGUCCUCCAUGACUCGAGCAAAACGGGAUCAUGAAUAAGCUACUGACUAAUUAUUUUUGGAAUAAAAGGGAUAAUAUGGUGGCUAUGAGAGAAAUAUUCCAUCAUUACGACGUUGAGGCCAAGACUCUAAUUGACACUAAGGAUCUAAAAACUGAAGUAGCCAACAAAUGAUAUAUCAGGGGCACCCAACGAGAAUAUAGUUCAAAACCACCUAAACAUAGCAUUGUUAAACGUAUUUUAGUAUUUAAACGGUAGAUAUAGGCAUAUUUUUAUCCACUAAAAAUUUUUCAUCUGUUCGGAUUUCCUAGCUGAAAGUCUAGUGAUCCGAAAAUUAUAGGGAUCAAAACUUACCUUUUCGAAAAUUUCAGCCAGAAGAAAGGCUCCCGAAAAUUCUAGGUGACCUUUUUAGGGUAAAAAUCCGUUAAAAAUAGGCAGUUAGACCAUUUUUUAGAUGUUCGAAAAUCCUAGGAGUGGCAGGCAAGCAAGAAAGUUUACAACAAAUGUUCCGAAAAUUCUAGAUCUCAAAUCGUCUUCCGAACAGAUAUUUUCCGAAAAUUGUCGUUGAGUGCCCCUGAUAUAUAAAUUGCUAUGACGUUUUAUAUCAUAUUUUUACGUUUAAAUUCUGUUAGACCAGCUCUGGUUUCAAAGCUGUGUCAACUCUAUUAAACAAGCCGGAAAAAAGUAAGGAUGGCGAAGCUAAGCGCCCUGCGAAACGUCGCUGUAAUUUAUAGAGUGGAAGCAGAAAUUUCGAAUACGCGCGGGCGCACGAGAGGAGAAAAUAAGAGAAAAUAAGUUUCCGCCACCUCUCCCCUGCAUACCAAACAGCACAUUCUUCUCAAGUUCAAUGAUUAUACGGGGUUAGGAAAAUGAGUGAAAUGAAUCCCAUUUAGGAAUUAGGAUCCUUAUACAAACAUUGUGAAACUUGGUCCAGUUGUUCGAAGGCCGAUUAGCGCUAACCCAGGGUUAAAUUUUAACCCGGGUGUUUCUUUUGUUCAAAAGCAUUUUGCGAAUAAUUUUCUCUCUUCUAGCUUUUUAGAGCAUCUAAUCAUCACGUUGUAGGGAAAAGAACAAAACUAAAUUUCUUUUUAAGCUUUCAUAUCUGAAAUCAAAUUUCGCUCUAACCCUGGGUUAACUUAACCCUGAUUUGAACUACCAGGCCCAGACUCCUUUAUACUAGCGUUUAGCGUUGUGCAAAUACUUCUGACGUAUCGAAGACUAAGCGUUGAUCAAAAUCAAAUAAAAAAACCAGUAAUGCUAGCACGGACAAAGACUUCAGCUUCAGCUCUCGGGUCUUAGCAAACAAUUUCUGCUUUCAAGGUCUUUGGAAGUGGACAAACGUUCUAGUAGCCUCGAUUACCAGCCGCUGUUCGGGAAAUGAGCCCGCGCUCCUCCCCAAGAGAGCGACUAAUGUUUUAGCAGAAAGCCGAACAGGCGUAAAGCAUAAAGAAUUUUGAGGCAAAUGAAGCAAAAUAAAUUUAUUCUGCUACAGAUUUUAGUACUGUUUGCCGUUCAAAAACUUUCACGGUUCCUCGGGUGUCGUGUAACGAAAGAUGGAUCCGUGCAAGUUUUUGUCUGUUUGUUGGAUCAGCCCAAAUAACCGAGGCUCCUGUUAUCGCAGACUGUUGUCCUUGCAGUAGUUCUUCGGUGAAACAUUACUUACCGCCUUCAUUCCGACGAAGCCAGUUUCUCGAUCACUAACCUAACCGGCACCAAUUGGUCGAUAAUUUACGACUUUUCGAAAAAAAGUCACGUGACAUAUCAUGUGAUGUUUUAAAGGGCGAUAACUUUUUUUAUGUUUGCCAAAUUUUGAUUCAGCCCCAUCAUCUAUGUCGAAGUUAUAGCCGAAUAAAUCAUUUUCUACCGGUAAACUUACUAACUUCAGAAGUCAAGUCAUGUGUAUCGAUGUGACAUUGACGCAGCCGUCUUCUUUUGACUAAGCUGACGGUUGUUUGAAGCAAAUGAGGUGCACCUCGCGAUCGAAAAAAAAAAAGGCUAACAUGUAAGCCAAGAUAAGGAUGAACCGACUUAUUUCAGAAGUCAAGUCCUAGGUAUAAGGGGAAAAAGGGCUUGUGAAAAUCAACUAAUGCCUUCGAUUAUGAUUUAUGCCAACCUACCAGUUAUUUUGAGUUAUUUCAGAAGAGAGGAAGAAGAAUAUAUUAGAAUGAUUCUAGACCAGUUUAGAUUAAAAAAGUAGGGCCAUUCGAUUCGAAGGACGACUGAAUGUUUUGAUAUGUACCUAAUUUUUACAGUAUGGUGGAUUUAUCACUGAUUUAUGUUGCGGCCCCAUUUGUUUGCGUUUUUAUAUUGUUUAUUUUGUUCGGUUAACUUUCUGUUUCUGUCUUUGACUGUAGUAAAUGACAUGUUCAUUUGUUCAUUUGUUUAGCUGUCGCUCAGCCUCUCAAAGAGACCAAGUAUUUACACUGACAGUACAAUAGAACAGAUGAAUAGCUUUAAUUACUUAUAUUCUGCAGCCCUGAGCGAGGGUAAUCGAAUCCACGAGGCGCGAAGCGUGGAGAAGCAGUCAUUGGAAUUCAAGGGUUCACUGUCGUUAAUCUACUACGGUUAAAGAUUAGUUGAUUGAAUAUGGAUUAAGUUUUGAAAGGUGGAGGUGCUGUUUUGAAGUGUUCUGUUGAGACGGUGUUGUGUUGUUAUACUGUUCAGUGCUUUACGGAUCCGCCCAAACCAUCCGGGUGGUAUCGCAAAUAUAUAGAGAAAGAAGAAUAGGGGAGGUAUCAGCCAAUGAGGAAGGACUGACGUCAUCAAAUCUGAUGAAACUAAUUGGAUAGUGCCUUUUGUUUCUGUGAUACUCGAUUUAUUUAGUAGUAACUUGCAAUUGAAUGAGAUGAAAUGGGGGACAAUGAAAUUUUAAGAAAUAUAGAAUGUGUUUCUUGCUGGCCGGCCGCUUAAACAAUUUAAGAUGUUCUUGCACGUGAAAAGAUACAGUCUUGAUUCUGAUAAAGCCUCUUUCCUGAUAAAGGAUCGGUACGGUCGAGAAUAAAAAAGAUCAAUUAACGAUCGCAUCGAUUACUGAACUGCAAAACAACUGUUCAACGAACCGGAGCUUUCCAGUAUCAUUAUUGGUGCGGUUGCCGACUAUAGUUUAGAUUGCUACUUUGUUCGGCGAUAUGCCGAUCAGCGCCACCUGAAUGAAUUCAAACCAUUGCGCGUAUCCAGGUUCAUAUCCUGUAGGGAUAUUAACGAAUGUGUAAAUAGUCCGGACAACAACAAUCAAGUUAUUUAACUUAGCAUAAUUUAGUUAUACGGGCUGGAAAUGACAAAAAUCGUGCUGUGUUUGACUAAAAACCAAUAGAUUUUAGUCCCUUUGAUCGUAAACUGCGCAACAAAUCGGUGAGAGAAAGAUUUUAAAAGUUUUACUAAAUCCUACCGGUUCACGUAAUCGACAAGAUGUUGAUUCGUUGCUUCUGUUUAUGUUCGUUGAUAUUGUUUCAAAAAUUCUAAAAAACAAGCACAAUUCCCACAAGUUAUAGUGCCCUUCUUUUGUUACAACAAACAAUAACUAUGCAAAUCAGCACUGAAACAACGUAACCUGACGACCGGGUUGUUUGCGAAGCUGAGUUUAAGAUCUAACCCAGGGUUAGUGCGAAAUUUGAACUCAGAUAUGGUACCGUUAAAUUCCGAAAAUAAGCCCCGGGGCUUAUAUUUUUCAAAUGCCCUUUUUAUCGCCGAGGGGCUUAAAUUCGGAAGGGCUUAUCUACGGAGGGAAAUUUGCGUUUCAAAAUUAGUCGAUUGGGCUAGCCUUAUAGUUGGAAAGAAAUUUACCGUUUUUGCUUUGUUUUACUUUGUAUUUGAGGACAAUUUCCACUGAAAAUACUUUUUAGGCUAUCCAGCAUACUUUUAUUUCUCUAAAAAUGAAUUACAAGCGGCGCUAUAAAAUUUGUAUCUGGUCGGUCAUCCUAGGGGGAACUUGAGUCUUUUCAUAAUUACAAGGGCUUCAGUAUUAUUUUUCCGAAAAGUUUAGAUGCAGUUUAACGAAUGAUUACGAACUCAAAGUAAUAAUUUGAUUCUGAUUCCUCUCUUCAUGACAUUUUAGAAUCCGAAACUUUAAGGUUUUCUUUUUUUCAAAGGAAAAAAGCCAAACCUGGGGAGUAAAUAUCAAAAAUUAACCUUAGGAAAAACGUGACGAAUUUAUUAAAUCAUUCGAAAUUUGUACAUGAAUGGAGCGGUCGUCAAGAAAUUUUUAGCCGUCCUUAAGUAAUAGCAAGUCCUAGGCAAUAUUUGCUUCUACCAACAGAUAUUUUACAGAAAACAGUAGGUUGGGUGCCCCUGUUAAGGUCGUGGUGGUCGCAGUAUGGAAGAGGACAUUGGUGCCUAAUAGAAGAAGCGUGCAGUUAUACUAAAAACUCUUCUCGGCCAAUGCAGAGUGCAGUGGUUUACGUUGGAAGCACUUGCCCGCGAAACGCAGAUGAUGAGGUAUGCCUCAUAUCGAAAAGUAGAAUCAUCAGCUAUUGCAAAUAACGGAAACCGUAAAGCAGUUCUAAUAAAUGGCGCAUUGAGGAGAUAACAUGAACUGUGGGUCCGUUAUAAGUCAGUUGGGAAUGGCGCGGCACAGGCUCAUCAGUAGGAGAAUGAGCUGCUGACCGUGUACGAUUACCCUUGGAAUGUAUUUCCAUAGAGACACAAGAGAAGUAACUGGAGACAUUGAAUGAAUGGCUCAUGGAUGAACUUCUUUACUACAUAGAACAAAACUUGUUCGUGCCAAUCAGAAGACCGUAGAAAAUGUUUUGCUGAGGUUACGUGGCUAGAGAUCUGACGUAGUUAGAGAACUGAUUAGAAGUUUCUGAGCUUUGCUGCGUGACUGUUUUUAAUACAAAUAAACAGUCCAGUGAAUGUUGAUUGCCCUUUUGUGCUUUUCCACUCACACCUUUAACGCUUUAAGCCCUAAGAGUGAUCAGCGUCUAAUUUCUCCACGUAAUAUCACUGCUUUAUAAAAGAGAGUGGUCAUGAGAACUAAGGAUAUGAUCACACAAGAUGAAUCCAAUUGAUACUUUAACAAAUUCCCCCACUCUUUCUAUUGAAAACGCAUAGGGAUAACAAAUGAGAAUUUGAAUUUUGAUGGUAGGGUUCAAAGGCUUAAGCUCUCACAAGUUCAACCCCCAGCUGCUUCUACUGCUUUUCACAACACAUUUUGUAAGUAACGUGCGAAGAGUCCGAUACAAAGCGGCAUAAAAAAUAAUGUUUAAUCAAUGAGCCGGAAACUGUAACUUUAAAAAAACUCUACUUUCGCCGGUUUUAAAAUCGACGAGAAAGUCUAAUAUCAUUGUAUUCAAGGAAUCCGCGUUUUUGCGGGCGACAAGAGGAGGUGGGAGACCUCAGGUAGGAGAGGUAACCCGCCUGUCCAUAUAAUUUCUCAUUUUAAUGCGAUUACGGUUACAUGAUAGGUGGGGUGACCCGCCGCAUGUUACCACAUCUAUCUGGGGUCCCCCACCUCCAUGUAAACAGGCCCUUAGUCACUUGCCACACGUUGAAAGUUCGAGGAGAGCAUCUUGAAAGAGAGCCCAACACAGAACAUUUACAUUUUUGGCCAUUAAAAGCGAACCGUUCUUGAUAUCUGGGCUACUUUGUCUGGGGUUUUUGAUACUGGGAUGAAACUUUGAAUUAUAAUCAGCUUUAACAAGUUCGGUGAACAAACAGAGAACAACCUAAUUAAAAUAUCGCUCGUAUCUGACCCUCAUGAUUUGAACCGCUUCUGAAUCUUUUAAGACCUUUUAAGUCACAUUUAUUCACCCCCAAAGACUCUGCUGCAUACAAUUUCUUCUGGAGCUGUUCAACUAGCAGCAAAUUAUUAUUUAAAAAAAACCGAAUCCAUAUUACUUGAAAACAUUUAUUGUCGUUCAUAAUUCAUUCAACACAAUAUUUAUUCCCAAGCGAGUAAAAAAUCCUCCUUCAGAAAAUAAUGUUUAUCAAUGAGACCUGCUCAUGUAGAGGUAAUAUAUAGACCCCAUUCACGAUACCAGCGAUCUUUGCACGCGCAGAAGGACUGGUGGGAUAAAUGUAAUGUCACGUGGUUUCUCAGGGCGCAAACAAGCGAUAAAAUCUGCCAAUACAAGAAAUCGCACUUGCAUUUGUUUAUUUUAGACAACAAAAAACGAAGAACGUUUUAUCAUAAAGACAACAAUGGCAAAUUAGGGGUGGACGUGAUCGUUGUUAUAUUUUUUAUUGCAGUAGGGACGGUAGAUGUCCUCGCAGCAAGCAAUAAUUACGUGAAACUAGUCGAAACUUGAGCAUUGUAUAUUUUGCAAAAGUAAAAUUGCCUUAUCGUUUUUAGAGGAUAAACAAACUCGACUGCGAUUACUCGUAUUGAGACAUUUUAUCACUUGUUUGCCCCCUGAAAUACCGCGUGACAUUUCUUUUACCCCAUCAAUCCUAGAGCGCGUGCAAAGAUGGCGGGUAUCGUGAAUAAGGUCUAUUACUUCUUGCUAUUGACCAGCAUUUAUUUAUUUUCCAUAUUAAUGGCUCUUGUCUAUCUUUUAUAUUUCAUUCAUCUAUUUAUCCCUCUCCCCAGUUAUACAUCCACCGUUCCUUCGUUCCUUUAUUCAUUCAUUCCACUCUUGAAUUUGAAUCAAUGAUCAGUCUUCAUCAGUCUCUUUAUGGUCAAGUAUUCAAAGCUCAUUGCAGUUUUUACUAAUCACCACAUAAGGUUAAGGGUACCAACUUUUUUUUUAAGAGUUGUUUCUUGUAUCUGCGUCUGAUUCUUUGGCAAACUGUGAUUAUCGCUUGAGAGCUUGCCAGGCAUGUGAUCAGAAGGUGAGUGGUAGACAAUCUCAUUAAUAAAACUCCUAAAUGAUGAAAUAUUGUUCGAAGUUUUAUGUUCUUAAGGAGACCGUGGUCUCUAACUCGUUUAACUGUUCACGAUAUCCUCUCACUGACCAGCCCUGAUAACAUCGACGCCGCUUUCUCAGCACGAGUAAAAAUACGAUGCCGAUGACAGCCAUCACAGGAAUAACCGUACACACGGAAGUGACGACAACUGGCGUGGACGCCCUGGCGUGCAAAGGCAUGUUGGGACUGGGAGGAACCGAAUUGGGAAAAUUCCCGGAUGACUGGGACGAAGGUGAGUCUGGUGAAGAAGGUCUGGAGGAAGACGAAGAGGUUGAGGGUUUUGAAGAGUGGAGAGUUGACUCUUCUGAAUUCGAUUGAACCUGAAUUUAUACCAAUGCGUAACAAGUCACUAAGGCCACGAAAACUUCCACUGAUGAUUUGCACCGCGAUGUUCCAGUCACAUUCUUGUAUUUUUAGGAAGUUCUGAAGAGCCUUAAUAUUAAGCCUGGCAUUGACUAGUAAAAUCGUUCUGUUCAGUUUGCAUUUAAGGUCAAUGUAAGGAACUCAUUGCUAGUAUGUAAUUUCGAAUUUAAAACUAAAGGGCUAUUUCUUAGAAAAACCGCAAGUUCUCACAAUACUACAGUUUAAGUUAAGAAACCUCAAACAUUUUGAUUGGCUAAUUACGUGUAAACUAAUUUUUCACGUGGCAUGGAAAGCCAAUAGCAAGUUGUGGCGUGGUAUAUGAAUCUCCCGCUGCAAAUCACAUACGUAAGUUAAUGUUCUGUUUCAACCCAUAACAUUGCAGUAAUAAGUCAUUGGAUCAGCCUAACAUUCGCUGCUCCUGCUAAACACAGACCACUGUCCUUGCAGAAGUACUUUGGCGAACAAUUGUAUAACGCUUCAUUUCAACGAAGCUAGUCUUUGCAGCCCUUUACUCACGCAGACGGUAUGUUUCAACUAAAGCCAUUUAGAGAAAAUAAUGAUCUCGUACGGCUUCAAGGCCAAGGUUCGUGGUCACAAUGGAGGAGAGCAAUGGUGCCUACGAGUAGUGGAUAUACUGAGAAUCGCGGACCAGGCCAAGUAGGCUACAUGUGGUCAAACAUCAGAAAUGAGUUAAACGGAGUGGCAGGAUUCUGUGGAAUCUAUGAGUUUCAGGUUAGAGGAGGAACCCAGAGUGCAGUAGUUUACGUUGGAAGCACUUGCCCACGCCAAGCAGAUGGCGGACAAUGCCGUAGAUUGAAAAACAGGAUCAUCAACUACUGCAGACACGGAAACCAUAAAGCAGAUCUAAUAAACUACGCACUGAGCAGUGGAUAUGAGCUGUGGGUCCGUUAUAAGCAGGCUGGGAGUGCAGAGGAAGCUCAAGCCUGGGAAAAUACGCUGCUCGCCGCGUAUGAUUACGCUUGGAACGUUAGAAAUAACGGCAACAUAAGGGUCGUCCCAUAGUGACACUGCCUGAUCGGCAAUGAAGCGGUAAACGGAGACAUCCAAUGAUCCCAUGGACUUAAUUCGCCAUUGAACAGAAAAGUGCUUAUUUUUGUGCCAAACCAGUAGUACAUGAAAAUUUUUAUAGCUUAACUUACGUAUAGACUGAGCACGAUAACAGUCAUCAUUUAAUCUGAGUACUUUUAACUGCAGCCACUAAUCGUCAGCGCUACACCCUUUAAAAAAUCGUGUCCGAUUACAGUCAAUCAAAAAGAGAUGACGACACAAGUUGCAACAGACCCAAUACUUGCUUACAUCCUUACAGUUAGUAAAUACUUAUGUCAUGUAGACGCAGAAAUGCAGAAGAUGAUUAUUAAAAUGUUUAAAUUUAUACAGUAAAGUGAUGGAUUCCAACUUUUAAUUUUUAAAACUACUUUUGCCCGUUUUUAAUCGACGAAAAAGUUUAAUAUCGUGUCUUAGGAUUCUACUCGUUUUGGUUUUAAGUUGAUGUCUUCAACUAAACUUUGCAGACAUCGCAUUUACGACAUUUUUUAGCUCAAAUCUACCGUUUAACUAAGUGCAGCGAAUAAUUCUAAGAAAUACCGGAAGAACGUCAUUUGCCUUUCCCAGAAUUAAAAAUCUCUUUGUCACUCACCCCUCAAUGAUUCAGUGUUCAACAAUAGAUUACUUUGGAGAAAACCCCUUUGUCCUCCUUGACUCGAGCAAAACGGGAUUAGGAAUAAGCUACUGAAUAAUUAUGUUUGGAAUAAAAGGGAUAAUAUGGUGGCUAUAAGAGAAAUAUGAUCAUUACAACGUUGAGGCCAAGACUCUAAUUGACACUAAGGAUCUAAGCUGAGGUAGCCAACAAAUGAUAUAUAAACUACUACAACGUGUUAUAUUACAUUUUUACGUUUAACUUCUUUUAAACCAGCUCUGGCUUUAAAGCUGUGUCAAUUAAAUCUAUUAAACAAGCCAGAAAAAAGUAAGGACGGCGAAGCUAAGUGUCCUCCGAAACCUUGCUGCAAUUUAUAGGACGGAAGAAGAAAUUUCGAAGAUGCGUUCGCGCGCACGAGAGGAGAAAAGGAGAGACCUCCUCUCCCCUUCAAGUCCCCUUCCCGCCCUCUAUAAAAACGAAACAAUAAAACUAACCAAAGCCUUCCACGCAGGAUAGGGUCUUCAAUAGACGCAUAUAACAGAUUGCAAUUGAUUUGAAACCUUUAAGUUCAAAUGGGGCAUGAUGUAUUAAAUAAAAAUGUAAGGACUCUGUUCCGUGGUUUAGACCACAACGUAUUAAUAGGAUCAAACUGAGGCGCCAAAAAUCUCAGGUUCUUUCUAGAAAAAUGAUUCAUUUAGGUGGGAUUAUUUCUUAGAAAAACCGCAAGAAUCCAUAAUUGUUAUGUAAAUGACAAUGCAAUCUCUGAUUGGUUAAUGUGUAAACCCCACUGACUCACUGUCACAAGACUUACUUUAUUGCAUAAAGGUAUCAUCGAAGGGACGACAAGUUGACAUGAGUUUUGGCUUAGCUUGGCUCGACAAAUACAGAAGAGAUCAUAUUUAACAGACUGACAGAGCUUCAAGAGAUUCUACACUCAGAAUGGCUCAAGCUCAAAGAAGGGUAAGAGAAAACAGUAAUCUUCAGUUUCCACAAAGCCAAAAUUGGUCGGCAUGGAAGACAGCCAUGGUUCCGCUGUACGAUCGAAUAAACACUGUAAACCGCCACCAGAACCAAGUAGGAUUCAUCUGGAAAUAUAUACUGCACGACGGCAAUUUACCGGAACUCUGUGGAAUUUAUGAAUGGCGAGCUAUUCGACGGGACCAGCCAAAUCGAGUCGUCUACGUUGGAAGCACGUGCACACGUUGUGGCAACAGUUAUGAACCACUGCAAAGCAGAAUCCUUGGGUAUUGCAGUCAUGGUAAUCAUAAAGAAGCUAUGAUAAAUGACGCAUUAACAAAAGGAUAUACGCUGGAGGUCCGUUACAAGCAGGCUUGGAAUGAACUGCAAGCUAGAAACCUGGAGAAUGAGCUACUUGACAUGUUUGAUUAUGCUUGGAAUGAGAGGCGCAAUGGCGGGAAACUUGGUAUAAGACUAUUGCCAAUCUGAUACGUGGUCAUAUAAUGUACGAAGAUAUAAGAGGCUAACUAAAGGCUGUCAGGAAGUAACUCUAAAGGAACUUUCCUGCGCCUGUUUUUUUUUUUCCUUUCCUUUUUUAGAGGACAGUAGAAAGAUAAUACGAUAAGAAUGGCUUCAGUGUAUGUUUGUGAAUAUUUUAUGUGUAUUAGCAGCGGAGUUUUAAUCACCGAAUAUAUAUGGUUAGGAAUUAUCUUUGAACAUGUCAAAUUUAGAGUGAAUAGAUUCACCAAAUUCUGUUCCUCGUGUAAUCGACAUUUUAUUUCUGAGCGAAUGCACACGAGUAAACUUAGGAGGAACAUUAACGUAUUCGUUAAUACAUGUGUUAGCCGAUAAUUAAGUGGAUUGUGAGAUUCUGUAACCUACAAAAAGUGUUGUUAGGUGAGUAGGCAGCCUACGGCAAAGCCCAAUCAAAAAAAGAGCGCCGCAGGGUGCAGAGAUAAGACAAUAGAAGACGGAUCAAAUUACCUUUCCCGUCUCCCCUCCCUUGCGUCAGUAUAGGACACCAAACAGCACAUUUUUCUCAAGUUCAAUGAUUAUAGGGUUAGGAAAAUAAGUGAAUUGAAUCCCAUUUAGGAAUUAGGAUCCUUAUACAAGCAAUGUGAAACUUCAGAGUCCUUUAUACUAGCAUUCGGCGUUGUGCAAAUACUCUUGACGUAUCAAAAGACUUGUAGGUGUUCAAAUCAAACAAGACGCUAUGGGAGCUUAAGCUUCGGCGUCGGGGUUGUGAAUUAAUUGUGAAUGCGGAGGAAUAGUAAGAAAUGAUAUUUUUCCGGAUACCUUUCCAUACAAAUACCCUUACCUUUCUCAUUUUGUGUAACAGACGUCUUAACUUCUUCACCGGAAGUCUGCCACGUGCAUGACCGCGUGGCCCAAUUCGAUUUUAAUUUGAGCCAUAAAUAAAUGCGCACCACGAGAUCUCAGUUCCACUUCCUUUAUUUCCUCUACAACAACACUUUCCUUAUGUACAGUUAAAACUCCACACCUUCUCCAGCAACGUCACUUAAACUAACAUCAGUACACUCCCUUACAAAACUUGCUGAAAAUGCACAAUUUCCACACCGAGGAUAAUUCACGUACAGCAUUUCAACAUAAACUAGAAAUACGUAUCUCUCAAUAACCCAAGCGCCACUCAAGUUAAGCCUUGUAGGGCCGGGUUAGGAUCUGGAUAGUUAACCCACCGCUAAUAUCGUCGUGGAGGUCCCUACUUUGUUCUUUCCUUUCUUCUUCUUCCUUUUUGCGUAUUGUGUGGUUGUUGUGUUGGCAUUUCUGAAAGAGGAUAAACAUACCUAACUUUCUACGUUUGGAAUGAAUGUACACGAAGUUUAAAAUUAAAGUUUUAAAUGAUUCAAGAUUAAAUUUGGGCAAUAAUGUUUUCUUGAAGUGCAAUGGACGGUCAUUUCAAACGUGAAGUGUUACAAAUGCAACCGUGUAGGGGGGAGUCCUAUAUGAAACCACAAACAUUUUGAUUGGACACUAUGAUUGCGUGUAAACUUAUUUUUCACGUGGCAUGCAUAGAUUAAACCAUUUGGAUGUUGUUAUAUGAAUUUCCCGCUUCAAACCAGGCGCCAGUUGUUCCGGAAAGGUGGAUAGUGCUAUCCACUGGAUAAAUAUCUAUUCACUGGACCUGAGCGCAAUUGGUUUCCCUGAUACUUAUACAAUGAAUAGAUCUAUCCAUCUUUUGAACAACCGGGGCAAGAUAUUUAAGUUUACUAACCUCCUUCGCAACCGUUAAUCACGCAGAAGGUAUGCCUCAAGAUUUACAUGAAUCAAGAUUAAAUUUGGGCAUUUAAAAUCAUGCUUUCUCUCAUAAUGUUUUCUUGAAGUGCAAUGGACAGUCAUUCCAAACGUGAAGUGUUAGAAGUAUUUAAUAUGAAUAAGAAAAAUGUUGUUUGCUCGAUUUCUUUCCUUAAACUGGCACCAAUUGGUCGAUAAUUAACGACUUUUCCAAAAAUAGUCACGACGUGAUGUUUUAAAGGGCGAUAACUUCUUUAUGUUUGCCAAAUUUUGAUUCAGCACCUUCAUCUAUGUCGAAGUUAUAGCCGAAUAAAUCAAUAAACUGACUAACUUCAAAAGUCAAGUCAUGUGUAUCGAUGUGACAUUGACGCAGCCGUCUUCUUUUGACUAAGUUGACGGUUGUUUGAAGUAAAUGAAGUGCGCAUGCGCCUCGCGAUCGAAAAAAAAGGUUAACAUGUAAGCCAAGAUAAGGAUGAAAUGACUUAUUUCAGAAGUCAAGUCCUGGGUAUAAGGGGGAAAAGGGCUUGUGAAAAUCAACUUAUGCCUUCGAUUCUGAUUGAUGCCCACCUAGCAGUUAUUUUGAGUUAUUUCAGAAGAGAGGAAGAAGAAUAUAUUAGAAUGAUUCUAGACCAAUUUAGAUUAAAAAAGUACGGCCAUUCGAUUCGAAGAACGACUGAAUGUUUUGAUAUGUACCUAAUUUUUACAGCAUGGUGGACUUAUCAGUGAUUUAUGUUGCGGCCCUAUUUGUUUGCGUUCUUACAUUAACUUUUCUGUUUCUGUCUUUGACUGUAGUAAAUGAAAUGUUCAUUUGUUCAUUUGUUUAGCUGUUCUCAGCUUCCCAAAGAGACCAAGUAUUUACACUGACAGUACAAUAGAACAGAUGAAUAGCUUUACUUAUAUUCUGAAGCCCUGAGCGAGGGUAAUCGAAUCCACGAGGCGCGAAGCGUGGAGAAGCAGUCAUUGGAAUUCAAGGGUUCACUGUCGUUAAUCUACUACGGUUAAAGAUUAGUUGAUUGAAUAUGGAUUAAGUUUUGAAAGGUGGAGGUGCUGUUUUGAAGUGUUCUGUUGAGACGGUGUUGUGUUGUUAUACUGUUCAGUGCUUUACGGAUCCGCCCAAACCAUCCGGGUGGUAUCGCAAAUAUAUAGAGAAAGAAGAAUAGGGGAGAUAUCAGCCAAUGAGGAAGGACUGACGUCAUCAAAUCUGAUGAAACUGAUUGGAUAGUGCCUUUUGUUUCUGUGAUACUCGAUUUAUUUAGUAGUAACUUGCAAUUGAAUGAGAUGAAAUGGGGGACAAUGAAAUUUUAAGAAAUAUAGAAUGUGUUUCUUGCUGGCCGGCCGCUUAAACAAUUUAAGAUGUUCUUGCACGUGAAAAGAUACAGUCUUGAUUCUGAUAAAGCCUCUUUCCUGAUAAAGGAUCGGUACGGUCAAGAAUAAAAGAGAUCAAUUAACGAUCGCAUCGAUUACUGAACUGCAAGACAACUGUUCAACGAACCGGAGCUUUCCAGUAUCAUUAUUGGUGCGGUUGCCGACUAUAGUUUAGAUUGCUACUUUGUUCGGCGAUAUGCCGAUCAGCGCCACCUGAAUGAAUUCAAACCAUUGCGCGUAUCCAGGUUCAUAUCCUGUAGGGAUAUUAACGAAUGUGUAAAUAGUCCGGACAACAACAAUCAAGUUAUUUAACUUAGCAUAAUUUAGUUAUACGGGCUGGAAAUGACAAAAAUCGUGCUGUGUUUGACUAAAAACCAAUAGAUUUUAGUCCCUUUGAUCGUAAACUGCGCAACAAAUCGGUGAGAGAAAGAUUUUAAAAGUUUUACUAAAUCCUACCGGUUCACGUAAUCGACAAGAUGUUGAUUCGUUGCUUCUGUUUAUGUUCGUUGAUAUUGUUUCAAAAAUUCUAAAAAACAAGCACAAUUCCCACAAGUUAUAGUGCCCUUCUUUUGUUACAACAAACAAUAACUAUGCAAAUCAGCACUGAAACAACGUAACCUGACGGCCGGGUUGUUUGCGAAGCUGGGGUUAAGAUCUAACUCAGGGUUAGUGCGAAUUUUGAACUCAGAUAUGAUACCGUUAACUCCGAAAAUAAGCCCCGGGGCUUAUAUUUUUCAAAUACCCUUUUUGAGGGGCUUAUAUUUGGAAGGGCGCACCUACGGAGGGAAAUUUGCGUUUCAAAAUCGAUUGGGCUAGCCUUAUAGUUGAAGGACAUUUACCGUUUUAGCUUUGUUUUACUUUGUAUUUGAGGGCAAUUUCCAUUGAAAACACUUUUUAGGUUAUCCAGCAUACUUUUAUUUCUCUAAAAAUGAAUUACGAAAAAAAAAACAAAAAUUUGAAUUACAAGCGAUGCUAUAAAAUUUGUACCUGUUCGGUCAUCCUAGGGUGAACUUGAGUCUUUUCAUAAUUACAAGGGCUUCAGUAUUAUUUUCCCGAAAAGUUUAGAUUCAGUUUAACGUAUUACGAACUCAAAGUAAUAAAUUGAUUCUGAUCCCUCUCUCCAUGAAAUUUUAGAACCCGAAACUUUUAGGUUUUCCUUUUUUCAACGAAAAAAAGCCAAACCUGGGAAGUAAAAUAUGAAAAAUUAAACUUAAGAAAAAUGUGAGGAAUUUAUUAAAUUAUUCGAAAUUUGUACAUGAAUGGAGCGGUCGUCAAGAAAUUUUUAGCCGUCCUUAAGUAAUAGGAAGUUCUAGGUAAUAUUUGCUUCUAGGAACAGAUAUUUUACAGAAAACAGUAGUUAGGUGCCCCUAUCAAGGUCCUUGGUGGUCGCAGUAUGGAAGAGGACAUUGGUGCCUACUAUAAGAAGCGUGCAGGUAUACUAAGAAUCAUGGACAAUGGGGUCAGAAAAAACUCUUCUCGGCCAGUUGCAGAGUGCAUUGGUUUACGUUGGAGGCACUUGCCCGCGAGACGCAGAUGAUGAGGUAUGCCUCAAAUCGAAAAAUCGAAUCAUCAACUAUUGCAAAUAACGGAAGCCGUAAAGGAGUUCUAAUAAAUGGCGCAUUGAGGAGACGACAUGAACUCCGUUAUAAACAUGUUAUAAGUCAGUUGGGAAUGGCGCGGCACAGGCUCAUCGGUAGGAGAAUGAGCUGCUGGCCAUGUACGAUUACCCUUGGAAUGUAUUCCCAUAGAGACACAAGAGAAGUAACUGGAGACAUUGAAUGAAUGGCUUAUGGAUUAACUUCUUUACUACAUAGAACAAAACUUGUUCGUGCCAAUCAGAAGACUAGAAAAUGUUUGCGGCUUAAGUUACGUAGCUAGAGAACUGAUUAGAAGUUUCUGAGCUUUGCUGCGUGACUGUUUUUAAUACAAAUAGACAGUUUAGUGAAUGUGGAUUGCCCCUUGGUGCUUUUCCACCCACACCUUUAAGCUCUCACAAGUACAACCCCCUGCUUUCACUGCAUUUCACAACACAUUUGUAAGUAAGGUGGUGCGAAGAGUCCGAUACAAAGCGGCAUAAAAAAUAAUGUUUACUCAAUAAGCCGGAAACGGUAACCUUGAAAAAACUCUACUUUCGCCGGUUUUAAAAUCGACGAGAAAGUCUAAUAUCAUUGUAUUCAAGGAAUCUGCGUUUUUGCGGGCGACAAGAGGAGAUGGGAGACCCCAGGUAGGAGAGGUAACCCGCCUGUCCAUAUAAUAUCUCAUUUUAAUUCGAUCACUGUUACAUGAUAGGUAGGGUGACCCCCCGCAUCUUACCUCACCUAUCUGGGGUCCCCCACCUCCAUGUAAACAUGCUCUUGGUCAUUUGCCACACGUUGAAAGUUCGAGGAGAGUAUCUUGAAAGAGAGCCCAACACAGAACGUUUAUAUUUUUGGCCAUUAAAAGCGAACCGUUCUUGAUAUCUGGGCUACUUUGUUUGGGGUUUUUGAUACCGGGAUGAAACUUUGAAUUAUAAUCAGCUUUAAUAAGUUCGGUGAACAAACAGAGAACAACGUAAUUAAAAUAUUGCUCGUAUCUGACCCUCAUGAUCUGAACCGCUUCUGAAUCUUUUAAGACCUUUUAACUCACAUUUAUUCACCUCCAAAGACUCGGCUCCAUACAAUUUCCGCUGAAGCAGUUCAACUAGCAGUAAAUUAUUUUAAAAAAAACCUAAUCCAUAUUACUUGAAAACAUUUAUUGUCGUUCAUAAUUCAUUCAACACAAUAUUUAUUCCCAAGCGAGUAAAAAACCCUCCUUCAGAAAAUAAUGUUUAUCAAUGAGACCUGCUCAUGUAGAGGUAAUAUAUAGACCUCAUUCACGAUACCAGCGAUCUUUGCACGCGCAUAAGGACUGGUGGGAUCAAUGUAAUGUCACGUUGUUUCUCAGGGGGCAAACAAGCUAUAAAAUCUGCCAAUACAAGAAAUCGCGGUUGUGUUUCUUUAUUUUUGACAACAGAAAACGAAGAACGUUUUAUCUUAAAUACAAUAAUGUCAAAUUAUAGAUGGACGUGAUCGUUGUUAUAUUUUUUAUUGCAGUAGGGACGGUAGAUGUCCUCACAGCAGGCAAUAAUGACGUGAAACUAGUGGAAACUUGAACUGUAUUUUUUGCAAAUGUAAAAUUGCCUUAUCGUUUUUAGAGGAUAAACAAACUCGACCGCGAUUGCUAGUAUUGAGACAUUUUAUCACUUGUUUGCCCCCUGAAAUACCGCGUGACAUUUCUUUUAUACCAUCAAUCCUAGAGCGCGUGCAAAGAUAGUGGGUAUCGUGAAUAAGGUCUAUUACUUCUUGCUAUUGACGACCAUUUAUUUAUUUUCCAUAUAGCUCUUGUCUAUCUUUUAUAUUUCAUUCAUCUAUUCAUCCCUCUCCCCAGUUAUACAUCCACCGUUCCUUCGUUCCUUUAUUCAUUCAUUCCACUCUUGAAUUUGAAUCAAUGAUCAGUCUUCAUCAGUCUCUUUAUGGUCAAGUAUUCAAACCUCAUUGCAGUUUUUACUAAUCACCACAUAAGGUUAAGGGUACCAACUUUUUUUUUAAGAGUUGUUUCUUGUAUCCGCGUCUGAUUCUUUGGCAAACUGUGAUUAUCCCUUGAGAGCUUGCCAGGCAUGUGAUCAGAAGGUGAGUGGUAGACAAUCUCAUUAAUAAAACUCCUAAAUGAUGAAAUAUUGUUCGAAGUUUUAUGUUCUUAAGGAGACCGUGGUCUCUAACUCGUUUAACUGUUCACGAGAUCCUCUCACUGACCAGCCCUGAUAACAUCGACGCCGCUUUCUCAGCACGAGUAAAAAUACGAUGCCGAUGACAGCCAUCACAGGAAUAACCGUACACACGGAAGUGACGACAACUGGCGUGGACGCCCUGGCGUGCAAAGGGACGUUGGGACUGGGAGGAACCGAAUUGGGAAAAUUCCCGGAUGACUGGGACGAAGGUGAGUCUGGUGAAGAAGGUCUGGAGGAAGACGAAGAGGUUGAGGGUUUUGAAGAGUGGAGAGUUGACUCUUCUGAAUUCGAUUGAACCUGAAUUUAUACCAAUGCGUAACAAGUCACUAAGGCCACGAAAACUUCCACUGAUGAUUUGCACCGCGAUGUUCCAGUCACAUUCUUGUAUUUUUAGGAAGUUCUGAAGAGCCUUAAUAUUAAGCCUGGCAUUGACUAGUAAAAUCGUUCUGUUCAGUUUGCAUUUAAGGUCAAUGUAAGGAACUCAUUGCUAGUAUGUAAUUUCGAAUUUAAAACUAAAGGGCUAUUUCUUAGAAAAACCGCAAGUUCUCACAAUACUACCGUUUAACUUGAAGUUAAGAAACCUCAAACAUUUUGAUUGGCUAAUUACGUGUAAACUAAUUUUUCACGUGGCAUGGAAAGCCAAUAGCAAGUUGUGGCGUGGUAUAUGAAUCUCCCGCUGCAAAUCACAUACGUAAGUUAAUGUUCUGUUUCAACCCAUAACAUUGCAGUAAUAAGUCAUUGGAUCAGCCUAACAUUCACUGCUCCUGCUAAACACAGACCACUGUCCUUGCAGAAGUACUUUGGCGAACAAUUGUAUAACGCUUCAUUUCAACGAAGCUAGUCUUUGCAGCCCUUUACUCACGCAGACGGUAUGUUUCAACUAAAGCCAUUUAGAGAAAAUAAUGAUCUCGUACGGCUUCAAGGCCAAGGUUCGUGGUCACAAUGGAGGAGAGCAAUGGUGCCUACGAGUAGUGGAUAUACUGAGAAUCGCGGACCAGGCCAAGUAGGCUACAUGUGGUCAAACAUCAGAAAUGAGUUAAACGGAGUGGCAGGAUUCUGUGGAAUCUAUGAGUUUCAGGUUAGAGGAGGAACCCAGAGUGCAGUAGUUUACGUUGGAAGCACUUGCCCGCGCCAAGCAGAUGGCGGACAAUGCCGUAGAUUGAAAAACAGGAUCAUCAACUACUGCAGACACGGAAACCAUAAAGCAGAUCUAAUAAACUACGCACUGAGCAGUGGAUAUGAGCUGUGGGUCCGUUAUAAGCAAGCUGGGAGUCCAGAGGAAGCUCAAGCCUGGGAAAAUGCGCUGCUCGCCGCGUAUGAUUACGCUUGGAAUAUUAGAAAUAACGGUAACAUAAGGGUCGUCCCAUAG